Musca domestica (house fly) is the source of this 10363-nucleotide messenger RNA. Its product is annotated as myosin heavy chain, non-muscle. Gene Ontology annotation, cellular component: myosin complex. The coding region runs from base 297 to 6209 and encodes 1970 amino acids. The record is from RefSeq and is a predicted model, not a curated record. Gene Ontology annotation, molecular function: actin filament binding; cytoskeletal motor activity; ATP binding. Lineage: Eukaryota; Metazoa; Arthropoda; Insecta; Diptera; Muscidae. The transcript is spliced from 12 exons.
AGUUUAGAUUAGACAACGAAUUUUUUAUAUAAAAUAGUUUUUCUUUUAUCUUACAAUCAAUUAAAAAUCAAUUUCAAAACGAAAACCAAAUUAAGUGUUUUUUAAUUGUGUUGUGUGAGCGUCAUUGUGUCUUAAAUUAAACAACUAAACAAAAAAUAAAUUCAAAAAAGAAUAGAAACCCCCCAAAAAAUUACAAAUUGUGGUGUUAAUAAAUUUGCCAAAAAGAAAGCAAAUUUCGACAACAAAUAAUCGACAGUUUAACAAACGAAGAAACCAGAACCAAUCUACUGAUCACCAUGGCUGAAGAAGUUGAUCGCAACGAUCCCGAAUUGAAAUAUCUUUCGGUGGAACGCAAUCAAUUCAACGAUCCGGCCACACAGGCUGAAUGGACACAAAAACGCUUGGUGUGGGUGCCUCAUGAAAAUCAGGGUUUCUGUGCUGCCAGUAUUAAACGUGAACAUGGCGACGAAGUCGAAGUCGAACUUACCGAAACGGGUAAGCGGGUCAUGGUUCUGCGUGACGACAUACAAAAAAUGAAUCCGCCUAAAUUCGACAAAGUCGAGGAUAUGGCCGAACUGACAUGUCUCAACGAAGCGUCCGUCUUGCACAACAUCAAAGACAGAUACUAUUCUGGUCUAAUUUAUACAUAUUCCGGUCUUUUCUGCGUCGUUGUUAAUCCCUAUAAGAAAUUACCAAUUUACACGGAAAAAAUUAUGGAACGGUAUAAGGGCAUCAAAAGACAUGAAGUGCCACCACAUGUCUUUGCCAUAACAGAUACCGCCUACAGAUCGAUGUUGCAAGAUCGCGAAGAUCAAUCCAUAUUGUGUACCGGAGAAUCAGGUGCUGGUAAAACCGAAAAUACGAAAAAAGUUAUUCAGUAUUUAGCUUAUGUGGCUGCCUCUAAACCCAAAGGUUCUGGUGCGGGACCACAUCCGGCUUUAAUUAUUGGUGAGUUGGAGCAACAACUUUUACAAGCCAAUCCAAUUCUGGAAGCCUUUGGAAAUGCCAAGACUGUGAAGAACGAUAACUCAUCACGUUUUGGUAAAUUCAUACGCAUCAAUUUCGAUGCGUCCGGCUAUAUAUCGGGUGCCAAUAUCGAAACGUAUCUACUCGAAAAAUCUCGUGCCAUUCGUCAAGCCAAAGACGAGCGAACAUUCCAUAUUUUCUAUCAACUACUUGCCGGCGCCUCGCCCGAACAGCGGGAAAAGUUCAUCCUGGAUGACAUCAAAACAUAUCCAUUCCUCUCCAAUGGCAAUUUGCCGGUGCCCGGUGUCGAUGAUUUCGCCGAAUAUCAGGCGACCGUCAAGUCGAUGAACAUUAUGGGCAUGACGGCGGAAGAUUUCAAUUCGAUAUUCCGUAUUGUGAGUGCGGUGCUAUUGUUUGGCUGUAUGAAAUUCCGUCAGGAGCGCAACAACGAUCAGGCCACGCUGCCCGACAAUACGGUGGCCCAGAAAAUUGCCCAUUUGUUGGGUUUGAGUGUCACCGAUAUGACGCGGGCAUUCUUGACGCCACGCAUUAAGGUGGGUCGUGACUUCGUCACCAAGGCCCAGACCAAGGAACAGGUCGAGUUCGCUGUUGAGGCCAUUUCCAAGGCCUGCUACGAACGCAUGUUCAAAUGGUUGGUGAAUCGCAUCAACCGCUCCCUGGAUCGUACCAAACGUCAGGGUGCCUCCUUCAUUGGCAUUCUCGAUAUGGCCGGUUUCGAAAUCUUCGAGCUGAACUCGUUCGAACAGCUGUGCAUCAAUUACACCAACGAAAAACUGCAGCAGCUCUUCAAUCACACCAUGUUCAUACUCGAACAGGAGGAGUACCAGCGCGAGGGCAUCGAAUGGAAGUUCAUUGACUUCGGUUUGGAUCUGCAGCCCACCAUCGAUCUGAUCGACAAGCCAGGCGGCAUUAUGGCUCUCUUGGAUGAAGAAUGCUGGUUCCCCAAGGCGACAGAUAAGACCUUCGUUGAGAAAUUAGUGUCAGCACAUUCAAUGCAUCCGAAAUUCAUGAAGACUGAUUUCCGUGGUGUGGCCGACUUUGCCAUUGUCCAUUAUGCGGGCAAGGUUGACUACUCCGCUGCCAAAUGGUUGAUGAAGAAUAUGGAUCCCUUGAAUGAGAACAUUGUCUCGCUGUUGCAGAACUCGCAAGAUCCGUUCGUGGUGAACAUCUGGAAGGAUGCCGAAAUUGUGGGCAUGGCCCACCAGGCGCUUACCGACACCCAGUUCGGAGCUCGUACCCGCAAGGGUAUGUUCCGGACUGUGUCGCAUCUGUACAAGGAACAGCUGGCCAAGCUGAUGGACACUCUGCGCAACACGAAUCCGAACUUUGUACGCUGUAUCAUCCCCAAUCACGAGAAACGCGCCGGCAAAAUCGAUGCUCCUCUGGUCUUAGAUCAAUUGCGUUGCAAUGGUGUGCUCGAAGGUAUUCGUAUUUGUCGCCAGGGCUUCCCCAAUCGUAUUCCAUUCCAAGAGUUCCGUCAACGCUACGAAUUGCUCACACCCAAUGUCAUUCCCAAGGGUUUCAUGGACGGCAAGAAGGCGUGCGAGAAAAUGAUCCAGGCUCUGGAACUCGACUCGAAUCUCUACCGUGUCGGUCAGUCGAAGAUCUUCUUCCGCGCUGGUGUCUUGGCUCAUCUCGAGGAAGAGCGUGACUACAAGAUCACGGAUCUGAUUGUCAACUUCCAGGCGUUCUGCCGCGGUUUCUUGGCCCGGCGCAACUAUCAGAAACGCCUGCAACAGUUGAAUGCCAUACGCAUUAUCCAGCGCAACUGUGCGGCCUAUCUGAAGUUGCGCAACUGGCAGUGGUGGCGCCUGUACACCAAGGUGAAGCCACUGCUGGAGGUCACCAAACAGGAGGAGAAGCUGGUGCAAAAGGAAGAUGAGCUCAAGCAGGUGCGUGAGAAAUUGGAGACACUCGCCAAGAGUACCCAAGAGUAUGAGCGCAAAUACCAACAAGCGUUGGAGGAGAAGACCUCAUUGGCCGAACAGUUGCAAGCCGAAAUCGAACUUUGCGCUGAAGCGGAGGAGUCGCGUUCCAGGCUGAUGGCUCGCAAACAGGAACUCGAAGAUAUGAUGCAGGAACUUGAAACACGUAUCGAAGAAGAAGAGGAACGUGUUUUGGCCUUGGGUGUAGAAAAGAAGAAGCUUGAACUCAACAUACAAGAUCUCGAGGAACAAUUGGAAGAGGAGGAAGCGGCCCGACAAAAACUCCAAUUGGAAAAGGUGCAACUCGACGGCAAAAUUAAGAAGUACGAAGAAGAAUUGGCCCUCACCGAAGAUCAAAAUCAAAAGUUGCUAAAAGAAAAGAAAAUAUUGGAAGAGCGAGCAAACGAUUUGUCGCAGACCUUGGCCGAGGAGGAGGAGAAAGCCAAGCAUUUGGCCAAGCUGAAGACGAAGCAUGAGGCCACCAUCGCCGAACUGGAAGAGCGCAUGCACAAAGAUCAGCAGCAAAGACAGGAGACUGAUCGUUCCAAACGUAAGAUUGAAACCGAGAUGGCCGAUCUCAAGGAACAGCUCAACGAGCGCAGAAUCCAAGUGGAAGAGUUGCAGGUACAGUUGGGUAAACGUGAAGAGGAACUUACCCAAACGCUGAUGCGCAUCGAUGAAGAAUCAGCCGCCAAAGCAGCUGCUCAAAAGGCUCAGCGUGAAAUCGAAUCCCAAUUGGCCGAGUUGCAAGAAGAUUUGGAAGCUGAAAAGGCUGCCCGUGCCAAGGCCGAGAAAAUACGUCGUGAUUUGGGCGAAGAGUUGGAGGCAUUGAAAAAUGAGCUAUUGGAUUCAUUGGACACCACAGCGGCGCAACAAGAAUUGCGUUCGAAGCGUGAACAAGAAUUGGCCUCUCUCAAAAAGUCCCUCGAAGAAGAGACCGUCAACCAUGAGGCCUCCAUUGCUGAGAUGAGGCAUAAACAUGUUCAAGAAUUGAACGGCAUUAAUGAGCAAUUGGAAAAUCUGCGUAAAGCUAAGGCAGUACUGGAAAAAGCCAAAUCCACAUUGGAAGCAGAAAAUGCAGAUUUGGCCACCGAAUUGCGCAGUGUAAAUAGCUCCCGCCAAGAAAACGAUCGUCGUCGUAAACAAGCUGAAUCUCAGAUAGCUGAAUUGCAGGUGAAAUUGGCCGAAGUGGAACGUGCUCGUUCGGAAUUGCAAGAGAAAUGCACAAAACUGCAACAGGAAUCCGAGUACAUAACAAAUCAAUUGGAGGAGGCCGAAUUGAAAGCAUCUGCCGCUGUUAAAUCUGCCGGAAAUAUGGAAUCGCAACUUGCCGAAACACAACAACUGCUCGAAGAAGAAACCCGCCAGAAGCUCUCGCUGUCGUCGAAAUUACGUCAGCUGGAGUCGGAAAAAGAGGCGCUACAAGAACAGCUCGAGGAAGAUGAGGAAACGAAAAAGAACUAUGAACGCAAACUGGCUGAGUUGUCGGCUACCAUGCAAGAGAUUAAAAAGAAGGCCGAGGAAGAUGCCGAUGCUGUCAAGGAAUUGGAAGAGGGCAAGAAACGCCUGAACAAGAGCAUUGAAGAUCUGGAACGACAAGUCAAGGAGUUAACAGCUCAAAACGACCGUUUGGAUAAAAGCAAAAAGAAGAUUCAAUCUGAAUUGGAGGAUGCCACCAUUGAAUUGGAAGCACAACGCACAAAGGUGCUCGAGUUGGAAAAGAAACAAAAGAAUUUCGACAAAAUCUUAGCCGAAGAAAAAGCCAUUUCCGAGCAAUACGCCCAGGAACGUGAUACUGCCGAAAGAGAAGCCCGCGAAAAAGAAACCAAGGUUCUUUCCCUUAGCCGUGAACUGGAUGAGGCCUACGAUAAAAUCGACGACAUGGAGAACAAACGUAAAGCCCUCCAAAACGAACUCGACGAUCUGGUGAAUACCCAGGGUACAGCCGAUAAGAAUGUCCACGAAUUGGAAAAAGCUAAACGUGCCUUGGAAUCCCAAUUGGCGGAAUUGAAAGCACAAAAUGAGGAACUUGAAGACGACCUGCAACUGACUGAAGAUGCCAAACUUCGUCUGGAGGUGAACAUGCAGGCCCUGCGCUCUCAAUUUGAACGUGAUCUACAGGCCAAGGAGGAACAGGCCGAAGAGAAACGCCGUGGUUUGGUCAAACAAUUGCGUGAUCUUGAGGCCGAGUUGGAUGAAGAGCGUAAACAGCGGACCGCAGCUGUGGCAGCCAAAAAGAAAUUGGAAGGAGAUCUCAAAGAAAUGGAAACCACCAUGGAAAUGCACAACAAGGUGAAAGAAGAUGCCCUCAAACAUGCCAAGAAAUUGCAGGUUCAGGUCAAGGAUGCCUUGCGUGAAGCCGAGGAGGCCAAGGCGGCCAAGGAAGAACUGCAAGCGGCCAGUAAAGAAGCCGAACGUAAGGUCAAGGCCUUGGAGGCAGAGGUAAUGCAACUUACCGAAGAUUUGGCCAGUUCGGAAAGGGCACGUCGUGCAGCCGAAACGGAACGCGAUGAGUUGGCCGAAGAAAUGGCUGCAAAUGCCAGCAAGGGAACCCUUAUGAUUGACGAGAAGCGUCGUCUGGAAGCCCGCAUUGCCGCCCUCGAAGAGGAACUCGAGGAGGAACAAUCCAAUUCCGAAGUAUUAUUAGAUCGCAGCCGCAAAGCUCAGCUUCUGAACGAACAGCUGUCCACAGAAUUGGCCACCGAAAAGUCCAAUUCACAAAAGAACGAAAAUGCCCGAGCCUUGUUGGAACGUCAGAACAAGGAGCUGAAAGCCAAGCUGGCCGAAAUCGAAACAGCUCAAAGAACAAAAAUCAAAGCCACCAUCGCCACAUUGGAAGCCAAGAUUGCCAACCUCGAAGAACAGCUCGACAACGAGGGUAAAGAACGAUUGCUACAGCAAAAGGCCAAUCGCAAGAUGGAGAAGAAGAUCAAGGAGUUGGGCCUGAACAUUGAGGACGAACGAAGACAUGCCGAUCAAUACAAAGAGCAAAUCGAUAAACUUAACAGUCGCAUGAAAUUGUUGAAACGCAAUUUGGAUGAAACCGAAGAGGAACUGCAAAAGGAGAAGACACAAAAACGCAAAUAUCAACGUGAAUGUGAGGACAUGAUUGAAAGUCAAGAAGCCAUGAAUCGUGAAAUUAACUCACUGAAAACCAAAUUAAGGCGCACCGGCGGCAUGGGUCUAAGUUCGAGUCGUCUCACCGGCACACCAUCCUCCAAACGUGGUGGUGGCGGCGGCGGUGAUGACAGCUCAGUACAGGAUGAAUCUUUGGAUGGUGAAGAUUCGGGCAAUUAAAUUUAUAAAUGGAAGGAAACCAACAAAGCUAAACCUGGAAAAAAUCUAUAAUUAUUUUUUAAAGUUUAUUAAUUUCUGUUAAUUUUUUUUAUAAAAUUUUACUUAUUUUUUAUUGAUAUCCAUCCUUUUCCCCCAUACACACAGUUAAGAUAAAAACACAAUCCAAUUAAAACAAACAAACAAAAAAAAAACAAAGCUUAAACUAAUUUCUUUGUAUAAAAAAACAAACAGAAAAUAAUAAAAAAAAAAAAAAAACAAAAGAAAAAAUGUUAAACGAAGUAAGAAGGAAAACAAAAUCAAGUUUGUUUCUUACUACUAUUACUACUAGAGUCCUCAAGCCUCCCAACAUAUUGUGUCCCUCUUUAAUCCAUACAUAUAACAUGUCUUGUUCCUUUUGCCUGUGUCCCCAAACUUCUUAGACUCAUUCCCUUGAAAAAGAAUAUUUUCACUUACCACACACCCACACAUUCACACACACACACACUCCCACACACAAAACAAUCCAAUUAAAAAAACGAAAUAAUAAGUAAAAAAGUACAUCUAAUUAAAAUAAUAAUAAUAAUUAACUACUUAAAGUUAUUAAUUAAUAAUAUAUACAUAUAUAAAAAUUAUAAAAAUUUUUAUAAAAAAAGAAGAAAAAAUUUAUAUUAAAAAUCAAAUAAAAAAGUAUUGGAAAAAAUGCAUUUAUAUAUAAACAAAAUUAAACAAAAAAAAACUCUUCUUUUAUUUACGCCUUUGGUUCUUCAUCAUUUUUUUUUUUUCAUUAUUUUAAUAUCUGUAUGUAAAAAACAUACCACAAAGUCUUCCAAAAUGUAGACUCGAAAGUAAUAUAAUAUUUUUUUAAAAGAUUAGGUCUUAUUCAGUAAAACACUGAGAUAUUACAUUUUGACUUUGCUAAUUGUUGUUACAUAUAGGAUCUCGUCGAAAAAAGACACUUGAUAUUCUUUUUAGCAGAAAAUCGAUGGUUCCAAAGCGAGACAUUUCCGUUCGAACUUUCUCAGGCAUAAGAUUCCUGGAAAUCUAAACAGGGCAGACUGUGGUAAUUUAUUGAUCUUCGAAGCCUUGUGUCUAUGGUGGCUUUUCACAACAGACGGCUAGCUAGGUCAAUACCCCCUCUUGCAGUCUGUGUGAUAUGUCCUGGGAGAAGGAUGUCUCUUUAAAAUUAAUAUAGCUGCGAUUCAAACUUGUUUCCUUAUCAAUCUAUCUCGGAUGCCAAUCGGAAUGCUUUCUGAGCGAUUAGACACAUAAUUUGUAUUCGCCGCACGUUAAUCCCUGUGCAUUUCCGCCAUAUAUUCAAUGUAGAUUUGACUUAAUAAUCGUGAAACUUUUUUGGCAACAAUUUUUAAUGGGUGUUCUUAAACAAAAUUUGCUACAAAAAAUCCAAAAUUUCCUGGGCCUCCUCAAACACAAUUUGACCCACAUCAUGGGUUACUUCAGAUAUUUUUUUAGUGAAAAAAAAACGUGGAUUUUGGAAACAAUUUGUCCCAAAAAUUAUUAAUCUAAUAGUGGGCAGGCAGUCUUCUCAUAUAAAAAUAUUUGAAAAAAUUUUUGUACCAAUAAUUUGGUCCAAAACUUGAGGGUCUUCUGUUACACAAUUUGGCUAACGAAGGAGGACAUUUGGUAUUCGAUAGUAUUUUUUAGAGGAAACUUGGCCUUAUAUAACAAGGACUUCAACGACACAAAAAAACUAUUGAUUUGCUUAGGGAAAUUUUGACCCCACACUCGUAGGUUUUCUUAUACCAACAUUUCGACCUAUAAAAAUGUGGUAAAAUAAUGUAAAAACUAUAAAUAGGAGAUUAUCUUACAUUAAGAGUUGACUGAACAGCUGUGGCAUUCUUAUAGUAAGUGUUAAAAAAUUGAAACAAUCGUAGAAAUUUUGGUCCAUCCGUAGAUAUAUAUAAAAUUCCCCCGGAAACAGGUAUUGGAUGCGUAACUGGCUGUUUACUAUUGUCACUUCACUGUACGAAGCACAACCCAAGAUCAGCCUUAAAAAUCCCCUCCUGCAUAGUUAACACCAACUCAGAUUUAAAGGAUUGAAAGGUGUGAUUGCUCUACGUUGUGUGAUGUAGAAAGUGUUAAUGUUUGUUCACUGCCAACUACCCUCAUAGAGAUCAAGAGUCAAUGGACUAGAAUUUGUCCAAGAUCUACGUUUGGCCAUCUUUAACUAUCUCUUGUACUUAUUGAUGUCCGCCUUAUUUUAAUCAGUACUAUGUUUAGUUUUGCUGACUGUGUUAUAUGUUGUAAUAUAUUGCUGUUUUCCGAAGAAUAGCAAGGUCCUUAGUUUAGCAAACCGGUUGGGAUUUACUUGGAGGAUGGCCUAUAGGAUGAUCAUAGUUUCAACGUUUGGUUGUUUUGUUUUUGUUUUUUUUUUUAUAUUUGCAUACUUCCAAGAAGGUUGCCGAAAUAGGGGAGCCGAUACCAUUGCUACGGUAAGGAUUCGGUGACUAAGCUUGUAUUCCUGACGUUGGGCCGGUAAUCUUAAGGCUAGGUGCUUAAACCAGUGUGACUGACAUCGGGUAUUUCCUUCAAAACCAUGCGGAUAUAAUUUAAACCAUUUUAAUUCGAAACUGCAAAUAAUACCAUCUGUAAUUCUUUGAAAUCGACUUAGAAUUCAAACAAUAUCCAUCUGAUGAAAUCACAAUACAGCCCGCAUUAUUUGACGUAGAGCUUCAAUAUUUGGCAGAACAAUUUGUAUUGUGUCUAGGAUGGUUGGUGUUGAAAAUGAUAUAUCGGUCUGCGUUUUGGUAUGGCCCCCAUAUAACGGUACCUCCCUAUAUUCGGUAUCUUGAUUGUUUUCGCAAUAUUUUUCCAUGAAUUUGUCUAAAAAUUGGUAAUUGUAGUUUAUAAUGGCUUCUAGCUCAAAUGGCGAACCUUUGUAUGUAUAGGCCCACGUUUUCCUAUAGCGCACAUAUAACGAUACCCACCGAUAUUCAAUAUUUUGAUAAUCCUUUGUUUGAAUUCACAUACUUUUAUAAAAAAUUGUUUUCUUCACCCAACAGUGGAGGGUAUAAAAUCAAUUAUCAAUUUUAAAUUGGAAUUAUUUAAUUUGUAAUUACAAAAAAAUCCCCGAAAGCAGCUAUUUAAUAUAUUAGUAUUGGUUCUGGUUGGAUCAGAUAUGCUCCCAGAAGGCAGGACAUUUUUAUUGAAAUUAGGUACACAAAUCGUGAUUUUAUUAUUCUUUUAAAUUGGACCCACCAUAGAUUUCAUGGAUAAAAUUUUGCCGGACAAUAUUGAGUUUUUGAAGUCAGAAUUGAAACCUACCAUUGUGGGUUUUGUAGGCCAAACCCGCAGUUGCCCAAAAAUGUGAGAUAUAUUUUUCUUUAAACACCGGCUAAAAGAAAAAAAAUGAUUUUCAUUAUUUUUCCAUGCAUGGAUAGACACCGAUACCCAAAUUUAAUCUAAUCAGAGACAUCAUAUAUUUAUGUCCUCGAUAAUUUGAUCCCUAAAACGCAAGAGAAAUUCACAUUUUUCAUCUUUAAAAGUCAUUUUAAUAUAUAUUUUGGAUAAAUUAUUUUUUUCUUUUUUGACUUUAUCAUAUAUUAUUUUUUUUAUUAAAAUUUUUUUUAUUAAAAAUAACGAACUCGCAAUUGUAUUUUUACAAAAUAGAAAUAAUAAUUGAGCUACACUAUGGACUAAUUUGCUUCGUAGAUAUACAUGGUCUAUAAAAUAACAAAAAAAUGAAAACGAACUCCAUAAAACUGAUCUGAUAUUCCUUAAAAGUAAAUAACAACAAAUCAGCAAAAUAAACAAUUAAUGUAUAAUUUUUAUUGAAUAUAUAAUUAUGUAAAAAAAAACACUUUUAAAAAAUUCUUUAAAAAUACGAAAAAAAAAUAAAUAAUAUGUAUGUAUUUAUAUAAUUAUUAUGAUUACUACUACAACUACUGUGAGUUAUUGCAACAUUUAAAUCAUCUUCAUGGUUUUCUUUACAAACGAAUUUAUUGCCAUCAAUCAUUCAAUUAAAUAGAGGAUACGAAAAUCAUCCAUAGAUAACAUCAUGAUAAAUUUCCACAUACACACCCGCAUACAUCAUUAGACGACAAAAAAUAGCAACUCAACUUCUUCAUAUGCAUAUAAACACAAGACACUCAUUUCUAGAAGAUACAAUAAAAAAUGAAAAAUAAUUAAAAACUAAAAAAAAAACAAAAACAAAAAAA